This is a messenger RNA of Toxorhynchites rutilus septentrionalis, 2292 nucleotides long. RefSeq lists its product as uncharacterized. The coding region runs from base 137 to 1999 and encodes 620 amino acids. NCBI's taxonomy places the organism in Eukaryota, Metazoa, Arthropoda, Insecta, Diptera, Culicidae. The transcript is spliced from 4 exons. The record is from RefSeq and is a predicted model, not a curated record.
UGAAUGAUUCAUUUUGGCUUGUCUCGUUCAUAUGCACAACACAAAUGCCAUCGAUCUACAAUUAAAGCAUAUUUGUUAAUUAUUGUUAAAAUUAUUCUUGAUAUAGAAUAAAACUCAUGUGCAUUUGAUCACAGACAUGAAUCUCAGUUUAGUUUUAACGUUGUUGGCAACUUUUGUUAUAGGUGCCGUGGCCCAGGGACAAAAAUGUGUCAUCCCAAACGUCCUACAGGGAACUUGGUUCAGCUGGGAAGUGGGAGAACCGACGACGACUACCAUAGACGCCGUCUCGUAUGAGCGCCAGGGUCCAAAGCAGGGCCGUAUCAGGGUGGAAUGCGUUGAGAGCAGUCGGAACGGGUCCGACCAUACACUUAUCUUCAAGGGCGACAGUACUUGUUAUACCUGUGUUAAAGCGUUUCCGCGAACGAUAAACGUGUUUGAGAAGUUUGAGACGCCUUGUAUCACACUGCAACCAGGCGAGAAGCCGUCAAUUGAACGGAUAUGUCGCAGUCUCCGGAGGGACCAGCAAUUGAUCACACUUUUCAAUAAAAAUUUCAUACCCAUCACCUGUCGGUCGUCGCUGGAAGGAGUUUGGCAUUUUGCUUAUCAGAAUCGCUUCCGUUUCACCGGCGAGUGUGACAAUCCGGAUGCUCGAAUCCAGUCCUGCCAAACGCCCGGUACGCAGUUCCUAAUUCAGAACCAAAAAUUCAACAUUACUUACCGCCAGUGUCAAGGAAUGGAUGGAACAUUCAACGGUGUGGUCGAAUUCAGUUGCCUCGGAGACUGGUUUAUUGGCAAGAAUCACUAUUUCGCUGUUGUCAACACUAAGGAAUCACGUGAGGAUGAAAAGUAUCGAUGCUUUUUGAAAAAUCGUGACGAUGACCUUUACUUCGGGGCGUCGAUUACGGCUGAGUGCAAUACGCUGAAAACAGUCGAGAAGUCGCCGGAACGCUAUCGUGUUACACCUGUUAAAUCGGAGGUUGUGGAACCGGGAUGUCGAUUCCCGCAGAACUUCACCGGUGAAUGGAUUAACACAGCCAAUAUUGAUGCUGAGGUUGUGAUCAAUGAAACCCACAUAAUUGAGACUUACUUCCCGGACAAAGCUCGUUAUAGAAGAACAGUUUAUGUUUGCCGGGAGCAGCGAGAUUCUAGAAUUAUGACGGCUCGAUUGACAGUGGAUGGUUGCCAAAAAGAUUACGUGUGCUUCGAUUUCGUCCCCAGGCAUCAUAACAUAAUUCGCUACCGGAAAGGUUUGGCUUUCAUCAAGGAUCAUUUCAGCAAGGUUUGCUCGUGGGUACAGUUCCCGAAUAAAGAAGAGUGGCGUUAUGAUCUCUUUCUCGCCGCUAAACCGGUUCCUGUGCGUUGUCCAGUUGCUGGCAAGUUCAAUUUUACCCAGAAGGGAGAAUCACCAUUCAAAACUCGUAUUCUCGGAGGUGUGACGCUAAGUCCACGUCCAGAUAUUCAUUGCAAGCAAAAUAUCUCCGACUUCUCAGUUUGUGACUCCGACCAGAAAGAAAUGGCCAUCGAUGCCGACUAUUGUCUAUCCGUAGAUCAUCUUGGUCGUCCGGUUGACAUCUAUAGUGAUCCCGAUUAUCGCAUGAAGUGUAUUGGUUAUUGGCAAGAAAACCUCAAAUCCUACCUCAUCACAUUCGACGAUUUGGAUCCUCUCUCGAAGUACCGUUGCUGGGUAUACCAAAGAGCGGACCUUAAUCGAGUCCUAAUGUCCCAAGCUGUGGGAGCGUUUUGUAAUGUAAAACAGGAUGUAACUUCGUGGAAUUACACCGAAGGAGCUGUUGUUGCUAUCGAUAUGUUCGAAUACGAACGAGAACGAGACCAGUGCCCCAUGCACUUCGACAAUGGUAGUAAUCCGUGGCAACCUACAGAAACCUACAUCGAGGUUUUUCCUUGGCUAAUAUACCGUAGUGCCACUAGCAGUAUUGACGGGACGAUGAAUGCCUUUUUGGUGUCGUUAGCAGCGCUGUUGUUGAAAUUAUUAUAUUAGGGCUGAAUGAGAAAACUCGGAUAUAAUGUUUAAUUUGAUGUAGUAUUAGAUGUAUCAAAUCGUCUCAGCGCAACAUGUCCGUCCCAUUCAAUUUCUGUCAAAAAUUGAUACUCCCGUGCCUUUUUUUUAUCUAGCAGUAAUUAUUCUAAGACAUUUACACAGAGAAAAAAAAUCAAAUAGUUUCGGUUUUACAAGGCAUUCCAUGUUUCUUCGGAGUUACGUGUAAUAUUGUAAAAUAAUUUAGGAAAAAUAUUGUAAAGAUUUUACGAGCAAUGUCAAAUAAAGUUUUAUUU